Molecule: messenger RNA, 405 nt
Organism: Hermetia illucens (black soldier fly)
Lineage: Eukaryota; Metazoa; Arthropoda; Insecta; Diptera; Stratiomyidae
Exons: 1
Coding region: 167-277 (36 amino acids)
Source: RefSeq, a predicted model, not a curated record
AAUUCCCAUUAGCAUCAUCAUUUAUUUCGGCAGUUGCUCGGACAAUAAUAAAGAAUCACUAAAUAAGUGGCAGUUGAAUUCAAGUUGGUAUUUCAAUGACGGUGUUUGGCAACACCGUCAGUAAAAUCAGCUGACUGCAGUAAACAACUUUGGCUGCUGUCUCGAAAUGUCGGAAGACGGCUUCUAUUAUUUGUACAUUUCGCUCACGCUUGUUCCCGUCUACCUAGCCUUUCGGUUAAUACAGUGGAUGGGAUGUGCACUAUUCAUCAACAAUUAGCUGAAGAACUAUAUUUUACUUGCCAUAUAACGGAACACAGUAUUGAUAUUACUAAGUGAAUUGUAGCAUUAGAAACGAUAGUGGAAGAAUGUUAUAAAAUAUAAAGUAUGUAGAUUUUAACUUAAAAA